AUGGGCAACUUUUUUGUGAGUUUCAAAGAAUCUGAGAGCCAGCUUCAGGAUGAAAAGGAUGUAAGAACGCUGCCAAAUGUGGCUCUUGGACUAAAUGACCAAAAACCUAAUGAUUUCGACUUUAAGGACAAUAUAGGAGGGCAAACAGUCUUUCUUAAACAUCCCGAAUCUGCUGCCAAAUCCCUAUUACCCGAACAUAGCCCUGAACUCACACUGAACCUGGAGAAAAGCAGCAAUUUGACUAAUGGAGAAGUUGAAGGUGUAAUUAAUGCUCACGGUUCAGACGAGGAGCGUGCUCCCCAGCCUCAGCUGCAUUUAGAGACAGGUGUCGGUGACGUUCUGCCUGUGAGGACUCGCUCUAAAUGGGUCACGGAGGACAGUGGGUCCGAGCCUCGCUCUCGCCGCCGGAGGAGCUGGCUGUGGAACCAGUUCUUUGUGAUCGAGGAGUACAGAGGGCCCGAGCCUGUGCUCAUCGGACGGCUGCACACAGAUAUGGACAAAGGAGACGGACGCACUAAGUAUAUGUUGGAGGGAGAAGGAGUGGGCUCUGUGUUCGUGAUCGAUGGCAACACAGGCAACAUACAUGUCACCAAGUCUCUAGACCGCGAGGAGAAGGACCAGUAUCGUCUCAUCGCGACUGCUACAGACCGCCAGACCGGCCAAGCCCUGGAGCCCUCCUCUGAGUUCAUCAUCAGGGUGCAGGACAUCAAUGACAACCCGCCUGUUUUCCUCGAUGAACCCUAUGUUGCCAUGGUGCCGGAGAUGGCCAACAUAGGCACGUCCAUAAUCCAAGUCACAGCCAGAGAUGCCGAUGACCCAACAUAUGGAAACAGCGCCCGGCUGGUGUACGCCAUCACUCAGGGCCAGGACUAUUUCUCUGUGGAUCCUCAGACAGGCGUCCUCCGCACAGCUGUACCUGACAUGGACAGAGAGACACGGGAUGAAUAUCUGGUCGUCCUCCAGGCCAAAGACAUGGGCGGGCAUCUGGGCGGAUUAUCAGGGACUACCACCAUCACUGUGAAGCUGAGCGACGUCAACGACAACCCCCCUCACUUCAGAAGGAGUGCGUGGUCAUUCUCUGUAUCGGAGCUAGCGGCACCAGGUGUGGAGGUGGGCCGCCUCACCGCUACUGAUCCAGACCUGGGAGAAAACGCACAGCUGGAAUUCACCAUCCUGGACGCAGAGGAGGCCGAAGUAUUCAAUAUUUCAGGAAGAGACCAAGAGGCCGUCAUUGUGCUGAGCAAGCUGCUGGAUUAUGAGACUCGCAACUCAUACACUUUCUCUGUGGAAGUUGCCAACCCUAUAGUGGAUGCACGGUACCUGAGGAAAGGUCCCUUUAAGGACCAGGCAACAGUCCGGGUCAUGGUGCUUAAUGCUGAUGAGCCGCCGAGAUUCUCCCAGGCUCGAUACCAUCUGGAUGUGUCUGAGAACUGCCCCCCUGUCUGCUCUGUUGGCCGGGUUCAUGCAGUGGACCCAGACACAGGACAAAGCUCCAACAUCAGGUACUCCAUCGAUCCCCAGUCAGACCCCGAGGCUCUGUUCCGCAUCGCCUCUGACACGGGCUUUAUCAGCACAGUGAUGGAGUUGGACCGCGAGCAGGAGCAGUGGCAUAAUAUCACUGUCAUCGCCACACAGAGGGGUAUGUCAGCCCCCCCGCCCUCGGGCGCCACGAGCAGCAGAGCUCACCACAGUCAUAUUUCACCGAAAGCACCGCCCGGAGUUGGGAAUACAAAGUGUGCCGUAAAAAUGAUACAAUUUCAGUGAUAAUUUCAACAUUUGUGUCCCUUUCCUUUUCUUUCAGACAAUCCCAAUCUGGUGUCAAGGGUUGUGGUUGCCAUAGAGACACUGGACCAGAAUGACAAUGCACCAGAGUUGGACAGACAGUAUACAACGUCUGUAUGUGACUCCAGCGCCCCCGGUCAGGUAGUUCAGGUUCUGCGAGCCAUCGACAGAGACCAAGGAGUGCAGGACACCCCGGUCCACUUCAGCAUCCCUCCUGAGUCCAGCACGGCCCUCAACCUCACCAUCAGGGAAUCUGGAGGUGUGACAGCCAGCCUGGUGCUCCAGUCAGCCUUGGAGCCCCUCCCUGGCUUCUCCUCAUCCUCACUCACCCUCUACGUGCCGGUGGUGCUGCGCGACGGGGCCUCGGGUCUGACCAACACUGGCACGGUCACUGUGACCAUUUGUCCUUGUCUGCGCGGGGGCAUGCAGACAGAGGAUAGAGGGAGACAGAGGGACAGGAGAUGGGAGAGACACAUGGUCUGUCUCCCCGUGCCUUCUGCCUCUCCGUCUCUCAUAUUCAGCUUGGUCACCUUGCUCGCCAUGCUGGCUUGUGUCACCACUCUGCUGGUGGUGUGUGCACUCUCGCUGUCAUUGCGCCAUCAGAAGCGAGACUCCCACUCACCCUUCGAGGAGGAUGAUGUCAGGGAGAACAUCAUAUCCUAUGAUGACGAGGGGGGAGGGGAGGCAGACACCGCAGCUUUUGACAUUACAGCGCUGCAGAGCAUGCACAGAAUACAGCACAUGCACAACAACAGGAACAUAUGGUACACCCAGCAGAAUCCGCCGAGGGCCAGGACGUACAGCUGGAGUCGUAACCCGCGCCCCGGCCUGGACCCACAGCAGAGGCCAGGCUCCGCUCCGCUUUAUGGACGCCUCUGCUACGGCAUCCACACGCUGCCUGUUCUGAGAGAUUAUCCUGUCGGGCCACUGGAGGCAGGUCUGCAGCUAACACAGCUGACCCAUGGGCUCACCGGAGGUCACAUUGGCAAUUCCCUUGUCAUCCAGAACCAGAGCACCUUUGAGCCUCUGCUGCGCUCUCCUGAGAUGAGCCCCGCUAGUUACGAAGCAGAGCACAUGCUGGCGAAGAGCAAAGUCACGGACAGAAAUGAAGGCAGUGAAGCACACGCUGCUGACACAAAAGAGAAUCAGGAUCAGGCAAAGAUAAACGCAGCAGAAACAGAGUCGACACCAACAGCCGACAACGCUGCCAAUCCGACCCACUGUGACCCAAAUGAGUCUUCAUGCCAAAGUCACACCAGCUCCUCGUCAAACCAGCAGGAGGGGCGGCCGGGGUCAUCGCAGACUCAGAUCAGCACUGGAGCCACCAGCUGCACAUUAGAUGACAUUGACACUGAUUCCUCCAUCCCCUCCGUUUCAGAGCGAAACUAUUCAAAUGGCAGUGAAAUCAGCUCAACUGUGAACCCUCCCGUUUACCUGAAAGGAGACACGUACAGCAUUGUUGGCUCGCUGAAUCCAAACAGCAGAGGGACGUGUAUGAACGGGACUAGCGGCGGCGGGUUGUACCCAGCGGGAGUUCAGCUGCUGAACAUGUGCAGACUUCAGAGUAAGGAUUUGACCCCGCAGCCUUUGUCUUUACCUGGGGGGAUGUUUGGCAACAACAGAGGCUGGGCAUGCGGGGCGGAGCCUGCCAGAGCAGAAGCCGCCACCCCUCAGCCCCUCCGCAUGGAAGACCUCCUGAAUAUCCGUCUGGAUCAGGUCACCUUUGACCUGUCUCAGCCGCCCUAUGACUCACUGCAGACUUACGAGUUCGAGGGCCGUGACUCAAGGGCUGAGUCACUGAGUUCACUGGAGAGCGACGGCGAGAAGGACGACGGGAGAGUGGUGGGAGGGAUGGAGGAGUUAAACCAGAAGUUUCAGAGGCUGGUGGAGAUCAUCAGAGAGAGGGAGAAGGAGAAGGAGGGAGGAGGAGGAGGAGAUACACGAGCGUCCAAGGGAGCCAAGACUGCAGCGGCAGCCCUCGAUGAGACUCAUAAACAAAAGGAGGACAAAGAGAAAGAACAGCAGAGAUGGGAUUUCUAG
Plectropomus leopardus (leopard coralgrouper) is the source of this 3822-nucleotide messenger RNA. NCBI's taxonomy places the organism in Eukaryota, Metazoa, Chordata, Actinopteri, Perciformes, Serranidae. The record is from RefSeq and is a predicted model, not a curated record.